UGCCUGCUUACGUCAGCACGCAGGAGGACGGCCGCUGUUGCUAAGUGACGUCAGCGCGCCGGUUGACGUAGCGACGGCAGGGCAGGGGGUGGAGGCCUUGUCGUCGGCGGGGCCGGAAAUGGUACAGUUGUUGCUGUGCAGCUGGAUGUUGCUGAAUAGUGUUUCUAUGAGCUUGCUGUUCAAUCUAUCUGUUGUUCAGAAUGGCAAAGAACCCUAAUUUUCAGGAAGUUGGUCAUCUGCCUACAGGCUACGUCCACUGUAGAUCUUCAGACAGCUUUACUGGCUACCAGUAUCACCAUCCCUCCAAGAUGAGUAACAGCCAUCCACUUCGUCCUUACACAGCUGUGGGUGAGAUUGACCAUGUUCACAUUCUGUCUGAGCACAUUGGUGCUCUGAUGAAUGGUGAAGAAUACAGCGACGUUACCUUUAUUGUAGAAAAGAAACGUUUUCCUGCACACAGGGUGAUCCUGGCUGCUAGGUGCCAUUAUUUCAGAGCAUUAUUGUAUGGUGGAAUGAGAGAAUCUCAGCCUGAAGCAGAAAUUCCUCUUCAGGACACCACAGCAGAAGCAUUUACCAUGCUGUUGAAAUACAUUUACACUGGUCGUGCUACACUACGAGAUGAGAAAGAGGAGGUUCUCCUAGACUUCCUAAGCCUAGCACAUAAAUAUGGGUUCCCAGAACUGGAAGAUUCCACGUCUGAGUAUCUUUGCACAAUACUUAAUAUUCAGAAUGUCUGUAUGACAUUUGAUGUUGCCAGUCUUUAUUCCCUUCCCAAAUUAACUUGUAUGUGCUGUAUGUUUAUGGAUAGAAAUGCCCAGGAGGUGCUCUCCAGCGAAGGCUUCCUGUCACUUUCUAAGUCUGCUCUUCUAAGUAUUGUACUGAGGGACUCAUUUGCAGCUCCUGAGAAGGACAUUUUUCAAGCUUUAAUGAAUUGGUGUAAACAUAACCCCAAGGAAAACCAUGCUGAAAUCAUGCAAGCAGUACGAUUGCCACUAAUGAGUCUAACAGAACUACUAAAUGUCGUAAGACCGUCCGGACUGUUGUCACCUGAUGCCAUCCUAGAUGCCAUUAAGAUUCGUUCUGAGAGUCGGGACAUGGACCUCAACUACAGGGGCAUGUUAAUACCAGGGGAAAAUAUUGCAACAAUGAAGUAUGGAGCUCAGGUUGUAAAAGGAGAGCUGAAGUCUGCUUUAUUAGAUGGGGAUACUCAGAACUAUGACUUGGAUCAUGGCUUCUCUCGACACCCUAUUGAUGAUGACUGCCGUUCUGGAAUUGAAAUCAAACUAGGCCAGCCAUCAAUAAUCAACCACAUACGAAUACUCCUGUGGGACAGAGACAGUCGAUCUUAUUCCUACUACAUUGAGGUGUCCAUGGACGAGUUAGACUGGAUUCGGGUUAUUGAUCACUCUAAAUACCUCUGUCGGUCCUGGCAGAACCUGUAUUUUCCUGCCCGUGUCUGCAGGUAUAUUCGAAUUGUUGGGACCCACAACACAGUGAACAAAGUUUUCCAUAUUGUGGCAUUUGAAUGCAUGUUCACAAACAAAACCUUUACUCUGGAGAAAGGUCUGAUAGUUCCCACUGAAAAUGUUGCAACAAUUGCAGACUGUGCCAGUGUGAUUGAGGGUGUAAGUCGCAGUCGCAAUGCCUUAUUGAAUGGAGACACAAAAAACUAUGAUUGGGAUUCUGGGUACACAUGCCAUCAGCUUGGAAGUGGAGCUAUUGUAGUUCAGCUAGCACAGCCCUACAUGAUUGGAUCAAUACGGUUGCUACUUUGGGACUGUGAUGAUCGGAGCUACAGCUACUACAUUGAGGUUUCAACGAAUCAGCAGCAAUGGACUAUGGUGGCUGAUCGCACAAAAAUUUCCUGCAAAUCCUGGCAAACAAUCACUUUUGAUAAACAGCCUGCAUCUUUUAUCAGAAUAGUUGGGACUCACAACACAGCUAAUGAGGUGUUUCACUGUGUGCAUUUUGAGUGCCCAGCACAAAACAGUACCCACAAGGAUGACAGUAGUAAGGAAGUGACAACAGAGGUGGGGACUGGUGGACAACAGCUUGGCUCUCGCCCUGUUCGAGCUGCAAGCACUAGUUCCCUGCAUUCCCCUCCUGGAUCCACCUCGCGUUCACAUGCUCAUCAACCAUAAAGAAGAUUGAAAGGGAGCUUUUGCAGCCCUGCUGACAUAUGAAAUUAUUCAGAACCUUCUUGUGCUGGCACCUUUUCUUUCUUUUUCUCUGUGAACAAAGGGGACCAUGUCUGAAAGCUGGAAAUGCUGAAAUGGAAAAGGCUUUUCCCAAGGACAUGAAGAGACUGCUUCACUCUCCUCAAUUUGUUCAAAUCAGGCUGGUCUCGGAGGGGGGAGAAAAUAGGUCGUCAAUCUUCAUCAAGUACCCCAUUAACACCCUACCUCUCUAAUCUAACCAAGGCAAGGAGAACAGAAGGAAAUAAAAGGCAGAGCUACAGUGGAAAUCUAAAAUUACCCGAGCAAAAUGGAAGGCAUAUGAAAUAAGUAUUUGUUCCCUGAAGGCUUCCAUUAGCAAAGAAAAUGUUUAUGGAACACAUCAGUCCAGAAUAUAUGUUAUUUUUAAAGUUAUUCUUCAUUCAUAUUCCUUUGUAACUAGUAAUUUGUUUUCUAAAUUGUUUUGACUCUGUAUUCCAUUUUGUCCCUUAUUUUUGGCUGUAGCAAAUGCUGUGCAGUAGAUUAAGGAAAUAUCAAACAUGUUUACCUGCUGAGAUGCAAAUUCCCUCAUUCAUCAGUGGGAUGACAAGAAAAGCCUUCAUGAUACCAACGAACUAAUUAAUGGAUGCUAUAUUAAUCUUGACCUCAGUUGACUUUUCAAAGUAUAAAAUUCUAAUUUCUUGCACUCAAAAUGGAAAUUCCUAAAUCAAGCAUCCAUCUUGAAAAAAACAUAUUUUUCAGUCCUCAAGAUGAUUACUUAAAUUUUACCUGUAUUUCUAAGAAAACUUGCAACAGAUCAUAAAGAAUAUUUGGUUUAGAAAAGUGGAACUGCAUCUGGUUGCUGACAAGCAAUUGUUCAGAAUACAAAAAGAAUAAUUUGCAGAUUUUUUUUUUUCCAAGAAAAAAAGUUUUACAGUCUGGACCUAAAAAUUCAAGGGCUGUAUGUGCAUAAAGUUUUCUCAUAAUCUUCAUAAAAUAUGAUGCUUUUACAUUAUAUUGUAAAAUAUCUGGCUCUUACUUUACAGUCACAGAAUUUGUCAGUCAUCUAUGUCUGUCUGGAUUACAUUGCCUGCUAUUUUGCUUAUACUAAGUGUUUCCACGCUGAUGAUGAUGCAGUCUCUUACUCUCCAGAUCUGUGUGACUUUUAGGAAGAGCUCCGUGUUGGUCUUUCAGUAUGGGGCGAAGUGAUGUUGCAUUAAGUCAAAUGCUGAUGCAAUUGGCAAAAUUGAUUAGGAGAGUUGUUCCUCCUCACAAAGUAUAAUAUACUGGAAAUGUCAGCUAUCCAGUUUUAUGAACUUGGAAUUUCCUGUGGUGACAAAUAGCCUUGUCAGAAGAAAAUAAAGCUAGUGUAGGAUAAAUACGGUUUUCCUUUGCCUAACCAUAGUGAUAAAAAGAGUUAUAUCAACAUAUCAAAUAGUAUGUUAAUUUAUCACACUACUUACUUUGAAAGAAUUUCCCCGUUGGAUACUGGCUGUGCUAAAACCAGGAAGAAAUAUAACAAGUUGUAGCACUGAAUCAGUAGAAACUUUGAAGGAGAAAAGCUUCCUUUUUCUUGUUUCAAAUAAAAUUGAUUAGGCUUUAUCAAUAAUACUAUAGCAUUUUUAAUUGCCAAAUUGCAGUUGAGUUCUGACAUUUACAUACUGUCCCUCCCUUCCCACUGCUGUCUUCUGACUUGUGAAUGUCUGUCGAUGAAGGUGCAUGCCCAUGGCAUUAUAUAUAGCUUAUAAUAUGUGCCACACUGCCUCAGACAGUCUGGAGUUCUGAGGCAGGAUACUGCUCAUGUCGGUCAGCACCUAGUCUGGGGUGCUGAUUAUAACAGCCUUUGGAGCAUGAAAGAAUUGAGAUCAGCUACUGGGGACACAACUCUCUUGUUUAAGGUUCAAAAAGUUGGAACUUUUCUUUUUUUCUUUGAAAACUAAAACCAGAAAACUUUUCCAUUCUGGUUGUAAUCCAUGCUGGAACUACUGAGAUGCAUGGAGCAUGUCUUGUCUUUGGUAGAUACGUGUCAGUGAUGGUAUUUCUUUGCCAUUUGAUCAAACAAGUUUGCUUUUCUGAAGCUGUGGAAGAGCAAAGGGCAUAGCUUCCUAGCUGUUAGUCUUUAGUAGUCACCAUUGCAGAGAAUGUUUAAAAAGAAUUUUUUAAAAAGUUUGUGCUAGCUGUUGUGAGUCUAGGCUCUCAGAGAAAGAACAGAUUUUCAGUUCGUAAUCUUUGAUGUGCACAGUUAAUUUUUAUGAUACAAAUAUGUCUUGUAGACUGCCACCUACUGCACAUCUUUUUGAUCCUGUCCUGUGACUCACUGUUGAACAGAUUUGUCUGUGUAUUUCCCAUGACAUUCAUUCUCUGUCAGGAAUCUGAAUAAACAAAUCUGAGAUUCCCAAGACAAAAACUAUGAGGUCCUAUAGAUCCUUCAAUUCCCCACCCUCAAAAAUCAAUCAAAACAAAAAAUAACUUUAUAUUAUCCCUUCAUACAGGUGUGGAGAAAAUUGUAGUAUUAGACUAUCCUUAGUUACAUAUGGCCUUUCACACAGUCUUUAUUUUUUCUGCUAGAGUUACUCUUUGAACUUGUCACUGGGGGGAGUCCAAUGUGAUCUCAGAGCUCCCAAGCUUUUAAGACAAGCCCUGCCACAACUUCACAUUUUCUAGUGGGAAUCCUUUACCUUUUUAUUCAAAGAAAAUAACGUUGAAAUGUUUAAGGGACCUGAACUCUGCUUGGUCUUCUAACACUACCCACCAACAAACAUCUCUAUCUGUAUUGACUAGUAAGGUCUCUUUCUUAAAUAUUGUGUCAGCAAUGCAUUACUAGUGUCACGGAAAGAUACCACACAGAACUGAUUUGUGAUUUGGAGUGAAUGUUCUCAUUCAUUCUAAUUAUUGUCUGUAUUUAUUGAUUCCCAAUUUCAGAUGUAGUUCUUGUACAUUCUUCUGAAUUAUUUUUUUUUUUUCCUUUCCGUGGAAGUAACUUGUGCUGUUAGGUCUUAAUAUCAGAGUUUAUCAGAGUGAUGAAAUAUUAUAAUUAUUCAGAACUGUGUUAUCACUCGUAUUUUAUUUACAACAGGGGUAGAGCAGAACUGACCAAGUAUUCAUUGUUUUCUUGUCAGAAACUAUAAAAUAGACUUGUUGUUAGAUUUCUACCUGAUGGAACUAACUAUAUUGUCACUAUUGAUCCAUUAUUUCUAUUUAGUACUUUAGUAACUUUAAAUUUCCCAGGCCUUGUUUUCUCAGGUUUUCUUCCAUAGGUUGAAUUCAGACUUAGGCUCAACUCCCAUGGAGCUCAACAAAGCUCUUUCUAAAGUCCCUUUAUUUAAUUAGCUUUAUUCCAAGUGCAUUUAAAAGAUUUUUAUUCAUGGAAAUGUAUGGCCAAAUAUCAACUCCUUAAAACUGAUUUAUCCAUCAAAUUUAAUUCCUGAAGUGAGCAAAAGUUGUGCGGCUGUUUUCAAGCCAUUGCCAGUCGGCUCUAAAACAAGUUCAAAUGUCAUGUUUAAUGAAAUUACAAUGAGAAAAGUUAAUCCAAAUCUAUUGUGAAAGAUAAUACAGAGGAGGACUCACCAAUUUUGUUAGAGAAGGAACUGUUCUUCAUUGCAGUUUCCUUCCUUUAGGGCUCCAUUUCUUUCUUUUUUUCCCCAUGAAAAUAAUUUUUUCUUGUUUGUUAUGACAAAUCAUGAAAGAGCUCAGUGCUUCUCAGCAUUGCUGAAAAAAUCAAAUUAAUUUAAUCCAUCUUCAUCUUUACUAAUGAUAACAUUAGAGAAUUUUCAAUUUAGUAUGUUCAGUUGAUGAGUUGGCUUCCAUGAAAGAAAGCAGAAGAUGUCUGCAGUUGUUACACUCUAAGUAAAUUAAGUUUCCCAACCAUGUGCAUGCAAAUAUCUACUCAUUAUUCAGCAAUGUUUUGUACAUCUAGAGCCAGUGCAAAAAUUAGAAGACAAAGUUAAUGCCAUUCUUGUCUGAUUGUUGUCAGUAGUUCUGGUAAUACAGUGAUGCCCACUCAGAGACACUCAAUAAGAAAUCAGAUGUGAUUUUACAGAAAGUAGACAUUCUAUAUGCUGCAUUUUUCUGUGAAAGUAUUCAUUGGCUUAUAUUUUGACAGGUGUUAAUAUCUUGAUAAUUUUGUUGUUGUGGCUGGUGUAAUCAGCAAAUAGUCAGAGCCAGUAAGAAUUAAUGUAUUUAAGAGUAAAGGUUAAGGCUUGUAUGUCAUGAAUCCAGUUGCCAGAGGACUAAACCGUGCUUCAGAAAUAACAAUUUGCACAUCCCAGAGGAUGCUUGAGGCCUGGUUCCCAUCCCUAUCUCUCGGUUAAUGGUGUAUUUAGGUCGGAAUCCUUAGCUGUCUCUGAACUAAUUGUUGUAGUUGUCAGCUGUACUAGUUAACUCAGAUAUGUAUAGAAGCUCCACAAAGCUUUGUUCAGGAUACAGAAAUAAAAGUCCUGGGUCAAGUUUUAAGAGUACCUAAAUAUUCAUACAUAUAUGUUAAAUUGAGCUAGUAGCUAAUUAUUUCGCUAGAAUUCAGAACAGGUUCCAAAACUAAAAAAAUUCUGUGCAGGCAGGUGUGAAAUGCUACCAUUGUGGUACGGCAGGAUGCUCACUCUGGUUUAUGGUUGCUUAAAAAGUGCAAAUGUCUAAACAAGGUGUAAGUGAGGAGGUCCAAAGCUGGGUUUUCCCCAGUUGUUAAGUACUGCCAGUGUAACUGUAGAAUUCAUCUCAAAGACAGGUGUGCAGUUCCAAAGAACAGACCUAUACCUCUUCUAGCUACCUUGUAUGCUAUGGCUUGCAGUGUUUACGGAGGGAGCCUUCAUAUGACUUUUGUUAACUGCUAAAAAAAACCCUGCAGACUUUUCUUUGGCCCUUCACAAGCUUUCAUUGCAAAGCUUUGGCUGAGAUAAUGUCAAAGUCCUGCUUGUGUUCCAUGAUAGAAUCUGGGUCUGUGUUUGAAAUUGCUUACUGGAAAAGUAGUUUUAAAGUCACCCUGUAACUAUUCUUAGAUAAAGCCCAAGUUAAAAACUGUAGUAUAAUACAAGGAAACUGCAGGUAUCUGUCAUGUACCAAUUGACUGCCAAUACAACUAGUUUUAUCAUACUGUAUGUGUUUAAUUACUAUGAUAUAUACAAAUGGUGGGAGUGAAGAAUCAGCUCCACACACCCUUGGCAUUAGACAUUAUCACCCAACCAGACAUCAGAGAAUUACUACUUCUUCCAUUCCUUCCAGUCUAAUAGAAUAAUACAACUCACCGUUUUGGAAAAAAAAAAAGAAAAAAAAAAAAAAAAAAAAAAAAAUUGACUCAUUACAUAAAUGUCAUGGAAUUGAACUUCAGAUUACUUUGGCUAAAAAUCUGAGUGAUGAUUUCACUCUGCACAGUGUAAACAUGCCUCUCCAGUGGCUCCUGCAACUUUAGACUGUGCGCUAUCGUAGAGGAGAGCUGCACUGUUGGUGCAGUGUAAGUAGUUUUCCUCAUUGUAACUUUUGCUCAUCUAUUUCGUAUUUGUCAUCUUGGCACAUGUGUUCUCCUUGUGCAGAUACUCAUCCUCGGUUAAAAGAAGGUCGCCUAGUUUUCUUUAUUUUCAGAAUUAUCCAGUGACUCCUGAAAACUAGCAGAUACACAUCAACAACCUCAGUCUAUAUUAAGUAGUCUGAGGAAUUUACAAAACCUGACCUGUAUGGUCUUUUACAGUAAAUGUUAUGUGUCCAAAAAGUACCAGGUAACUCCUGAAAUACCAAGUUGGCAGUAUUACUGUUCAGAUGAGGGUUUGUGCAUCUAAAACAAUGUGCCAUGUCAUCCAAGUGAAUAGUUAUUGCAGCUUGUUUUUCUAGAGAAAGCAGGGAACUUGCACACCUACCAGAAAUCACUCAUUUCCUUCAUAUCAUUUUUGGUCUACAUCACCUAUCUGCUGUCUCUGUACUCCUAAUAUGUCACUCAUUUGAAGAGGUAAAUAGUUUGAGUGAAUGUUUUUAUGCAGUAAUACAAAGUUCAUGGGACUUAGGUGAUUAAAUUAGAAGCAUCACUUAUGGCAAGACCUGGAGUUGCAAGGAGCAGUUUUGAAGAAAGAUUGGUAUGGACUUACAUGUGUGCAUCUGUGCAUGUAUAGCUAAGAAAAUGUAUGUGUUGCCUAAGUCAAAGUGACCGUUUGCAAAGAUGUGUUCUACAUGGCUUUUUUUAAAAUUUAGGGAAUUUUGUUAAGGAAUCUGUCAGUCAUCUGAAUAUGAGCUCUAAAAAA
Messenger RNA from Athene cunicularia (burrowing owl), 8374 nucleotides. RefSeq names its product BTB domain containing 9 (gene BTBD9). NCBI's taxonomy places the organism in Eukaryota, Metazoa, Chordata, Aves, Strigiformes, Strigidae. Gene Ontology annotation, molecular function: protein binding. The transcript is spliced from 12 exons. Gene Ontology annotation, biological process: adult locomotory behavior; modulation of chemical synaptic transmission; circadian behavior. The coding region runs from base 201 to 2141 and encodes 646 amino acids. The record is from RefSeq and is a predicted model, not a curated record.